UGCCACUGUAAGGAACAAAAACAACAGGAAAAUACUGUCCCAUACGCAUAUCGAUAGCUAUAACGGCACUGCUUCCUCUACGGGGUGGACGGGAGGAGACUUGGGGCCGUGUUUUCGUUCUGGGCUCCUUCCCCGGCCUCAUUCUUUUGAAGAAACAAGCCGAAGGUCACCACAAUGUGGCAGUUUCCCCUGGCGCCCACCCCUGUCUUCUCACAAACCUCACCGCCUCUCAGUAUGGGCAGUGGUUUGGGAACUGUCGCAACUGCCCUUUCUGUGGCGGCGACAGUCAUGGGUCUGACAGCGAACGUAGAGAAAAAGAGAGACCGAUCCAGGGAAGGAGGGAGAAAACCCGGCCCACAUUUCAGCUGGUCUCCUUGUUUUGACUUAGCUGUAACUCUAGAGGGCAGAGCCUCUCAAUUGCCACCCAUGGUUCUUUUACCUGGCGUUUUAAAAAUAGCUCCCAGGUGAGAAAGGGAUCACGGAGGUCCUCAUUUGUUUUGACUCAUGCUCGACCCAAUAAGUAUAAAACGUUCUUCCCAGGAACAUUGUCUUGAGUGAUCCAAAGAAGAGGAACGCGCUGUCAUUAGCGAUGCUGAAAUCUCUCCAAAGUGACCUUCUUCACGAAGCGGACAGCAAAGACCUCAAAGUCGUUAUCAUCUCAGCGGAGGGGCCUGUCUUUUCUUCUGGGCAUGACUUAAAGGAGCUGACGGAUGAGCAGAGCCCGGAUUAUCAUGCCGAAGUAUUUCAGACCUGUUCUGAGGUCAUGAUGCUGAUCCAGAACCACCCGGUCCCCGUCAUCGCCAUGGUGAACGGCUUGGCCACCGCCGCCGGCUGUCAGCUGGUUGCCAGCUGUGACAUUGCCGUGGCGAGCGACAAGUCCUCUUUUGCCACUCCAGGUGUGAACAUUGGGCUCUUCUGCUCCACCCCUGCGGUUGCCUUGGGGAGAACAGUGCCGAGAAAGGUUGCCUUAGAAAUGCUUUUUACUGGGGAGCCCAUUUCCGCUCAGGAGGCCUUGCUGCACGGGCUGCUCAGCAGAGUAGUGCCGGAAGAGCAGCUGGAGGAAGAGACCAUGAGAAUCGCAAAGAAGAUUGCCUCCUUGAGCCGUCCUGUGGUGUCUUUGGGCAAGGCCACCUUCUACAAGCAGCUGCCCCAGGACCUUAGAACAGCCUACUACCUCACCUCCCAGACCAUGGUGGACAACGUGGCCCUGAGGGAUGGGCAGGAGGGAAUCAAGGCCUUCAUCCAGAAGAGAAAACCCAUCUGGUCACAGGACCUGGUGAUGUUCUUUCUGACCGCUAUUUUACUCAAUAUCAUGCCUGGUUACUGUGAGGAGAAGAGGUUCCACUUAGAAACCAUCCAUCUUUGCAGCAGGAAAGAGCUCAGUGAUAACGCAGCUGCAUUAGGGUUCUCUGAGAAUCAGAACAAGUAGGACAGUUGGACAGACAGAGAUCUUUAGAAAGAGAUGAAUCGUGAGGAACUGGCUCAUGCCCUUGUGGCAUCUGAGGGGGUCCCACCGUCUGCAGUGGGCAAACUGAAGAGCCGGCAGGCCUAGAGCUGGUGAUGAAGUUCACGGGCGGAGAGCCACGUCCGAAGGCCUGAAGCAGGAGCUUCUCAGGGCAGGAGAAGACGGACUGUCCGGGUUCCUGCAGUCACGCAGGACGUGAGAGAACCUUCCCUGCCUCCUGCUUUUUGUUCUGCUCACGCCCUCAACUGAUUGGAUGAGUUCCGCCCAUCUGGGGAGGGCAGUCCACUUUACUCAGUCUACCAAUUCAAAUGCUGAGGUCUUCCUGGAACCCUCACAGCCGCCCUCC
This is a messenger RNA of Herpailurus yagouaroundi (jaguarundi), 1811 nucleotides long. It is a transcript of the gene ECHDC3, whose product is annotated as enoyl-CoA hydratase domain containing 3. NCBI's taxonomy places the organism in Eukaryota, Metazoa, Chordata, Mammalia, Carnivora, Felidae. Gene Ontology annotation, molecular function: hydro-lyase activity. The coding region runs from base 590 to 1429 and encodes 279 amino acids. Gene Ontology annotation, cellular component: mitochondrion. The record is from RefSeq and is a predicted model, not a curated record. The transcript has 6 exons.